AUGACAACCUUGUUCAUAGCAUUCAGUCAAUCAGUACAGCCCGAAAUAUCAAUUGAAGAUACUGAAAAUUUCGUGGACGACGAUGACGAAAUUACGGAGGAAGAUAUGGCUGCAGAAAUCGAAAGAAACCAAAGAGAUGUUGAACAUUUAUAUAAGCAAAUGAGAAAAUCAAACUUGAAGAGAGAGCUGAUGGAAAGUCGAAAGAGGUUAGAAGAGAUGAAAAUUUUUGCGUUCACAAAAGGUAAAACAAUAAUUCCAAAAGUAGCUAGCUUUGUUUCAAAAAACAAAUCACUCAUUUCAAACGGAGCGAAAGCCAUCGGCUCAAUCGCUGAAGCGGGAAAGAGUAUAAGCGAUACAGUGAAACAAUCUAACGAGUUGAAAGAAUUAGAGCUAAUAAGAGAACUGCGAAACAGGAGAUUAGAAGAAAGGAAAGGAAAAGGUUUUAAAGUUAUAGGAUAA
Lottia gigantea (owl limpet) is the source of this 459-nucleotide messenger RNA. RefSeq lists its product as hypothetical. The coding region runs from base 1 to 459 and encodes 152 amino acids. The transcript is spliced from 2 exons. Lineage: Eukaryota; Metazoa; Mollusca; Gastropoda; Lottiidae. The record is from RefSeq and is a predicted model, not a curated record.